AUGAUAUCAAGAAUAUUUGUGCGCGAGGGCAUGAACACAUUGGAGCCCUUAAAACGUAGCCCAAUACAACGAGGUCUUGUGAAAAUGGGCAAAGAAUCGGAAAAAUCCAGGAAAGUAGCCAAUCUCAAAUGGUACUGGUUCGGCAAGUACAUAAAUUACAUCAAGAACUAUGAACAUACACUGGAACGUAAGUUCCCGCGUACGAUGCAAAUGUAUCGUGUGUUCAGUGUCGGCACCAGAGAUGUGUAUACAAACCUAAAAAGUUUUGUCAUUGCGAUAAAGAAACAGAAAUCACAUGGCGUAAAUAGUUUAACACGGGAGCAGCUGCAGCUGAUGCACACAAUGCCGAGGGAUCUGCGAAAGCUCUUGCCGUUGUUCUUGCUGUCGGCUGCACCAUUUACGAAUUACAUUAUUUUUCCUCUAGCCCUGUAUUUUCCACGUUACUUAUUGACGUCGCAUUACUGGACGCUGCAACAGAAGCUAGAAUUCAUGCUGUCUGAUCACAAGGCCAGGUUGAAGCAUAACAGACCAUUGUUCAGAUGCAUGCAGGCGGAGCUCAAGAGCAUCAAGGAUGAAACACUCAGGAUAAAAUGGCGAGACAUUAUAGCUUGCUUAGGAAGUGGUACACAUCCAACCACUAAGCAUAUCAUAGCUUGUUCCAAGCUUUUUUCAGGCCCACCAUAUUCUCUCAAUAAUCUCAAAAGGAAACACUUGGUUAGUCCAUAA
Messenger RNA from Atta colombica, 726 nucleotides. Its product is annotated as LETM1 domain-containing protein 1. Lineage: Eukaryota; Metazoa; Arthropoda; Insecta; Hymenoptera; Formicidae. Gene Ontology annotation, molecular function: ribosome binding. Gene Ontology annotation, cellular component: mitochondrial inner membrane. Bases 1 to 726 code for a protein of 241 amino acids. Gene Ontology annotation, biological process: intracellular monoatomic cation homeostasis. The transcript has a single exon. The record is from RefSeq and is a predicted model, not a curated record.